AUGUCUGUUGUCCUGGUGUUCACCGACGCCGGGCACCUGGCGCUCUUCCAGGCCACCGUGGCGAACAUCUCUGCCGGGGUGGUGGGUGCGAUGAACUCGUUGUGGACAGCCGUGGUGGCAUACGCUCUGCCUGAUUUCCUGUCCAAGAUGACGGACGCGACCUCCAGGAACAUGAAGACAGCAGCCUACAAAAAGUGGUUUGGGAUUGCGUAUCUCCUCGACAAUGAACCUCACGCUCCUGCCUACGGCCUGAUGCUGGACGCUGACCUCCGACUGUUCAACACCUCCGACUGCAGCCUGAGUGGCCGGUGGUCAAGGCUGCUCUCGCGGAUUGAGCGGAGCGAGGCCAGGAAGGAGUGGUUGGGCAUACCGCACGCGAACAUGACAAGAUCGGACACCCGCGAGGGUGCGUGGGCCAUGUCGAUGCAGCGACGGGUGCUACGGGUCAAUGCUGUCUGGGUCGUAGGCGGGGGCGCCACGUUCGACCGCCACUGUGUGACGGAGCAGUGCCAGCGGCUGAGGUGGCAAGUGGACAAUGUAUUCUUUACGUGGUGGACAGAUCUGCCUUAUGUCAACCUCCGUGUCGCCUCCAGGAUGCUGGUCUUCCUGGGCGGCGGACGGGCGAAGCUCGAGACGGCGAACUGUAGCUUCCAGAGCCUCUCCCGGAGCCUGGAGUACACCCCGUUCGAGCACCUGGCCUACCAGCAGUGGUGUGUGCUCCACGAGGGCUUUGCCUUCCGGGACAUGUCCGACGUCGUGACGAGCACCGCGAACUGGGGCUCGUUCAUGGAGGGCCCUGCGGCGGGAGCUCGGUUGGUGGACCUGAGGCCCGGCUGGGUGUCUGCGCGGGCGCUUGCCAUGGCCCAGGACGGCGAGAUACCAGACCUGUCGCCUGCAGAGCCGCUGCUGCUCUUCCACAUCGACCGCCAGGCCAAGGACGUCAUCGUUCCCACCCGCACGGAGAUGCAGAGGCGAGGCGUGAGCAUCAAUCUGUGA
Messenger RNA from Prorocentrum cordatum, 996 nucleotides. NCBI's taxonomy places the organism in Eukaryota, Dinophyceae, Prorocentrales, Prorocentraceae. The record is from the annotation of a GenBank genome assembly.